Molecule: messenger RNA, 3273 nt
Organism: Lingula anatina
Lineage: Eukaryota; Metazoa; Brachiopoda; Lingulata; Lingulida; Lingulidae
Product: UDP-glucuronosyltransferase 2C1-like
Source: RefSeq, a predicted model, not a curated record
UGUGCCAACAACAGAAGGAUUAGACCACAGCGCAUGAAGGAUAGGUGGACAAUCUGACAUAUUACAGCUAAUUUCACAACUUGAUUUUGCAAGACCAUGGAGAAGGCACUAAGGUUAAGGAUGGUCCUUUUUGUCCUCAUAUUCCUGACUUCAAUCCACAAUAUUGCUGAAGGUGCUACAUUUGUUGGAAUCUGUAUGCCAGUGAAAAGUCAGAUUAUAGAACUUGAUACCCUUCUGGUGGGGCUAGCAGACAAGGGACAUGAGGUGUAUUUAGUCAUGGGGGAACAUCCUUCUGUGCCACCUCUUCCUAAGAAUGUAAUAGACAGCAAGGUAAAGUUGCUCACUUUUAAAGUAAGAUCACCAGACUUUAUGGACUUUGAAAAACCAGAGGUGCAGAAAAAUGGUGUGUUUGCCUUCUUUGACAACCCAAGAGAAAGAUACAUUCCCAUCAAAGGUGUAGCAUUUGUGAAUAACUGGACAAAAAUUUUGCAUGGCUAUUUUGGAGAUCUAUUAACAGAUGAGGAUUUUGACAGAAAAAUGACCAAACUGAAACCUGAUAUGAUAAUUGUUAACAAUGCCUUCGCAUUUGCUCCUACAGCGUACUUGUUUCCUUACAAGUAUAAGAUUCCAUAUGUAACAUCAGCAGUCUUAGGACCUCCAGAGAGUGGAGUUCCACAACAAGCAUCAUUUCUUCCAAGCCCAAUAACAAAGUAUUCUGACCAAAUGACCUUUUUGCAACGCACAGUGAACUUCAUGACACAUAGGUUUAUAUCAAUCAUGACCACCCACAAAAUUUCACCUGAUUAUUAUGCAAAAUAUUUGCCAAACGUGAUACAGAAACCAUUUCACCAGUUGGUUGCUGAUUCUGAACUUUUCAUCAUUACAAGUAAGCAUCCGUCCAUUGAUUAUCCGCAGCUUGCACUGCCAAAUACCAUCUUUGCAGGGGGUAUGAUGACACGGCCUGGAAAACCUCUUCCAAAUGAACUGCAGAAUUUUAUGGACGGACACAAAAAUGGAGUGGUUGUGGUAACCUUUGGGUCUCUUGCCAUGUAUAUUCCUGACCAAGUAAUUCAAAAAUUGCUGUCAGCUUUCUCAAAAAUUAAAUAUGGUGUAAUAUGGAGGUAUACUGGCUCCAAGAAACUCAAUCUGCCAUCACAUGUCAAAGUCUUACCAUGGCUGCCACAGAAUGACCUGUUGGCCCAUCCCAACACCAAACUGUUUGUUAGUCACUGUGGCAAUGGGGGCUCAUAUGAAGCACUGUAUCAUGGUAUCCCAGUGUUGGGAUUCCCUCUGAUGGGUGAUCAGUUUUACAAUGGUUACCGGGGGCAACACAGAGGUGUUGCUAUGGUGAUGGAUAUCUUGUACUUCACUCCAGAAGACCUCAUAGAAAACAUCAACACCAUGAUAGAGAAUUCUUCAUAUUACACCAAAGCCAAGAAGUUAUCUGCUAUUUAUCGUGAUCAGCCAUGGACUCCACAACAGCAAGCAGCUUAUUGGAUUGAACAUGUCCUCAAACAUGGCGGCAGCUAUUUGCGUUCACCUUCUGCACAUAUGUCUUGGUAUCAGUAUUAUUCAGUUGAUGUGGUGGUUUUUCUACUCAGUAGUUUUAUUUGUAUCAUGGUAGUUUGUAUUUCUUGUUGUAAGUGUCUAUGUAGAAGAUGUUGUAAAGGGAAGGGAAGUAAGCAAAACAAAUUGAAAACUAGAUAAUUUCAUAAUCAUUAUAUUCUCUAUGAAUGUCAAAAGAUGUAUUAACAAAAAUGUAUUUUGAAAUACUUUAUGAUACAAAAUUUAAUUUAAUAUCAAACAAAAUUUUAGUUGAAAAGUAUUCAACAUUUUUGAACACAAGAAAUUUAUCACAGCGAGUAAUUUAUUCUGUUUAAAUUUCAAAGAAUAGUCUUAAUUUACCCACUUUCAAGAAUUUGUAAAUGUCCAUGUAGUAACUUUGUAAAAGGAAGGAAACAAAAAAAAAAAAAAAAAAAAAACCAAGUGAAGACUAAAAUAUAUCAUGAUGCUUACUGUUGACAACAAAUGACAAUUGUUGUAGUGACCUUGUUUGAUAUUUUAAUCUUUAUUAUACCCUGUAACUAAGAUGUGAUCAUUUUUAUAAUUGCACAAAUAUUCUUUUCACAUACUUAAGGAAAAUGUUUUAUAAAUCAUUCUUUUUGCACUCAGAGCAGCAUAGCAUAAAAAUUAAUAAAAAAGAAAAAGAAAAGAAAACAAUACUGAAAAUAAUAAUGCAAGCAAACACUGAAUUGUCUAGUGAAUUGAUUCAAUAAAAAAAAAAAAUUACAACAGAUUGUGUUAGUUGAGAAAGAGAGAAGCACUCAACACGUCCACCUUGCACUCUUGCUGCUUUUAUGGUUGUACAGGGGCAGCCGUUACAUCACAGUUGCCAAGGGUCUUGCUUUUUGAAUUCUUUAGAGCUGAUUCACAGAUUUUUGUUUUCUGUUUACAUGUAGUAUAAAUGAUGGCAACUACUGAGUAUAUAUGCUUUGGGUUAAACUAUUGUUGGAGCUAUACAUAAAACAAUUUCCCAACUAAACAUGAAAUGAAAUAGAUAGCCAAACAUGUAAAGAAUCUGUUCAUACACAUGAAAAUUCUGCUGUCAUCUCCAAGUACCUGUGACCCAACGUGCCUCCAGGCACAUGCGCAUGCAUGUGUACAUGUGCACAAUUUUUUAAAAAUUAGUAUACAUUUUCCUAAGCAUAUUUCAUCAAUUUCUGCCAGGUUUUUUUCCUCCUAAUGCAGCACUUCACCACAAAAACCUAACAACUAAAAUGAAAUUACUUUUGCAAUUUUUCAACCAGUUACUUGUACGCACCACCACAUGUUGUUUAUCAAUUUACGUGUCAUACCUCAACAGCUGAGAGAUAAAUCACACCUGCAAGGUGGUUAUCCUGGAUGCCCUUCAUACAGAGGAGAAAAACUGAGAGGAUGAUAGAAGAGAAGGAUGCUCUGUUGCAGAAACAUCCUAUAUGUUCAGCAAUACUUCAGUCAUUAUCUCCGCUUACGAAGGAGGUUAUUUUUUUUAUCGAUGUUGGUUUGUCUGUUUGCUACCCUGAAUGCCCUUCAGGCAAAGGAGAAAUUUUGUGAGGAUGUGAAAAAAUGAGGUGCUCUGUUUCAGAAAUAUCUUAAGAUUCAGCAGUACAUCAGUUAUUACUGCCACCAAUGAAGGAAAUUAUGUUUUAAUUUUUGUUUGUCUCUUUGUUACAGGAAAGGAUUUAUCAAAAAUAGACCUUCGCAAAGUUUGAUGAAAUUUCAGGAUAGGCAACA